AAUAGUGUCAAACGUUUAAGGGACAUGUAAAUACUGUCAUGGCUGACUUUAAGAAAUCAAAAUCUCGAAAUAUUAGAAAAAGACGCAAAUCUUCAGAAAGUGACUCUGAUUCGUGUGAAGAAGAUUCUGUUGGCACAAAAAUCCAAGAUAUCAAAGAACUACAGAAGUUGAGAAACAAACAGAAUGGGGUUAAUGCUACAGCUCUGGCAUUGGGAAAAAAAAUUUCCAAGGAACAAGCUCUCUCAAAUAGUGAUCCAUUCAAACUUGAGACUGGUGGUAUGGUUGAUAUGAAAGCUCUGAAGAAAAAGAAACUGUCCACAGAAGAAGUGGAAGCUAUUGGUACAGCUUUUGCAGCUGAAACAAACAGAAGAGAUGAAGACACAGAAAUGUUGAAGUAUGUUGAAGUUGAGCUAGCAAGGAGGAAAGGUCACCACAAGGAAGAAACGCCAGUAAAAGGACCCUCAAAAGAAGAUGCUUUGUACAGUUUACCUGAAAAUCUCAAAAUUGGAUCAUCAAGCAAAAAGACGGAAGACAUGUUGUCAAAUCAAAUGCUGUCUGGUAUACCAGAAAUUGACCUUGGUAUAGAGGCCAAGAUAGCUAACAUUGAAACAACAGAGAUAGCCAAACAAAAGCUUCUGAUUGAGAACAUGAGGAAGAAAGAUAAUGAGGUCUCAGCCUUCGUCCCGACAAACAUGGCUGCCAACUUUGUCCAGCACAACAGAUUCAACAUUGAGGACACAGCUCCAAUACUGAAAAAGCCAGAAGAGGCCCCUAAACCAGAACCAGUCAGGGUGGGGGAUGUGGACAAAUUAAAAAAGGCUGAAAAAGACCCCAAAGGAACAGAGAAAGCUACAGAUGACUUUCACUACGAGAAAUUCAAGAAACAGAUGAGACGAUACUGAGGUUCUACAUAAACCAGUCGUUCAUAAUCAUCAGCCAUGUUAUAGACAUAUUGACUCAGUGUUUUACACCUUCUUCAUUGUUCUUACAGAAUGAAGUUUAUUUACUUCUAUCCAUAGUCUCUGUUUAAAUCUUGUGAUUGGAGGCAGAAUUUCAGCCGGUAGUGAAGGAUCAUUGGGAGGACUCGUGAAGUUUUUUUUUUUGCUACAUUUAUUUUAUUGUCAUAUGUAUAUAUACACAUUAAAUAGGUCAUCAUUUUU
Molecule: messenger RNA, 1160 nt
Organism: Saccostrea cuccullata (small rock oyster)
Lineage: Eukaryota; Metazoa; Mollusca; Bivalvia; Ostreida; Ostreidae
Product: splicing factor C9orf78 homolog
Exons: 9
Coding region: 39-902 (287 amino acids)
Biological process (GO): mRNA splicing, via spliceosome
Cellular component (GO): spliceosomal complex
Source: RefSeq, a predicted model, not a curated record